CUCCUGUGGCGAACGUUUGCCAGACAUGCCUAUAAAAAGGGAGCAUGACAGCACGGGUACUGCACACAAGACCGAGCUCAGCAAAACGGAAAUGGGUGUGGAUCAAGAGGUGGAGGUGGUGGAAUCGUGCAUGGUGAAGCCGAGCGAAGAGACGCCUAGCCAUGGUCUCUGGCUCUCCCUACUCGAUCUCACAAUGGUGAAUAGAGGCCACACGCCGACCGUAUACUUCUACAGUUCCGACUCCGGCGCCGUCGAUAACUUCUUCGACGUGGCCAGGUUGAAGGCGGCGAUGGCCAAGGCUCUCGUGGCCUUCUACCCUCUCGCCGGCCGUCUCAGCGUGGAUGGCGACGGCCGGCCAGAGAUCGACUGCGCCGGCCAGGGCGCGCUAUUCGUUGUCGCUCGUUCAGACCUCACCGUCGACGGCUUCGUUGACUUCCAGCCGUCGCCGGAACUAAGGAGGCUCUUUGUUCCCCGCGUUGAGGAGUCGCCUUCCAUCAUGUGCGCCAUCCAGGUGACCUUCAUGGGAUGCGGCGGGGUGGCCUUGGGGACGGCGCUGCACCACGCGGCCAUCGACGCCGUAAGCGCUUUCCACUUCUUCCAGACGUGGUCCGCCUUCUCCAGGGACGGCGACGCGGCGGCGACGGCGCUGGAGCUCCCAUGCCACGACUGCACCCUCCUCCGCGCACGCUCCCCACCCGUCGUCCACCCCGACGCUCUCACCGUGUUCUGUCCGAAGCUACUGAGCCUAGCAGUAGCCGAGCCGUCGGGGCUCGUGGUCAACCAGAUCUUCGUCCUCUCCAAGGACCAGGUCGCCGCUCUCAAGCGUGCCUGCACUGGCAGCGGUGACAUCGGCCGGGUGAGCACGUUCUGCGCCGUGAGCGCCCACGUGUGGAGGUCCUUCUGCACCGCCCGCCGGCUGCCGACGGACGCCACGACGCGCCUCACCUUCCCGGCCAACAUUCGGGGCGCCCUGAGGCCGCCGCUCCCGGCCCGCUACUUCGGGAACGGGAUCAUCGUCCUGGGCGCUGCUGGCAAGGUGCGGGACAUUGAAUCGGAGGAGCUGGGCUCCGUUGCCCGCCGGAUCAAUGGCGCGGUCCGCAGGAUGGAUGACGAGCUUGUGCGCUCGGCGAUCGACUACUUGGAGAUAAACGGUAGCAAGCAGCCCCCCAGCAGCAUGCCGGAGACUGAGCUGAGGGUGGUCAGCUGGCUGGGCAUGCCGGUAUACGACGCGGAUUUCGGGUGGGGGAAGCCCCUCGUGAUGCACCGUGCUGUUCAGCAGCGCGCAGGAUUCGUCUACCUCAUGGACGGUGUCAGCGGGAGUGGCGGCGUGCGCAUCCUCGUGUCUAUGGAAGCUCCAAUUCUCAACGACUUCCAGCGCCUGCUAUAUGCCACCUUCGUCUAGUUCUAUGCUUUCAGAAGCCUCCGGUAUAACUAAUAUCGUAUGAUUCCUAUGCUUCCAAAGCCUUGCAAAAUGCCAACUUCUCGUUUUAUUUU
Molecule: messenger RNA, 1494 nt
Organism: Aegilops tauschii subsp. strangulata
Lineage: Eukaryota; Viridiplantae; Streptophyta; Magnoliopsida; Poales; Poaceae
Product: putrescine hydroxycinnamoyltransferase 1-like
Molecular function (GO): acyltransferase activity, transferring groups other than amino-acyl groups
Source: RefSeq, a predicted model, not a curated record